AUGGUUCAUAUCUUCUUUGUUGGCGGUACUGGCCAUAUCGGCGGCGCCGUGCUAGACCAGCUUGCACAGAAGCAUGAGAACGCGAAAAUAAAAGUGUUGGUCCGAGACGAAGCAAAAGCCGCGCGCCUGGUCAAGGUCUACCCACAAGUCAAAACUAUUAUUGGUGAUGCGGGAGACCUCGAGAUACUCAAAAAGUGCAGUCAGGUGGCCGACAUCGUCAUCAACACAGCCCCGGACAUCACACACGACGAGGGGAUCAGGGCAAUUCUCGCGGGUCUGAAAUCGCGUGGCGCAUCCUGUGGCAGCAAGCCAUACUACAUCCACACAUCUGGGGCUUCUCUCAUCUGGGACGAGCCCGCUGGCUCCAAGGAUGCCCGUCGGUGGGACGACAUCACCGAUAUUGGGGACAUUUGCGCAUUCAAGGGCGAAGCCCACACACACGCCGUGACCGACAAGAUCGUACGAGAUGCGGCCCCGGAAGUCAACGUGGCCAUCGUCUCGCCGGGCUUCGUCGGCGGCAUGAGUCCCUCUAUUGAGCAUCCGACCCCUAUCACGACACCCGCUCUCCUGCUCACCGCUCGCGCCUUCAAGUCGGGCUGGCAGAUCGCCGAGGGGGGAAACAUACACGCCUGGAUCCACGUCUUGGACCUCGCAAAGAUUUAUCUGAUCCUCGUCGGAAAGGCCCUUGACGAUGCGUCCGAGUCUGAUCCUUUUCCCAUCUGGGGCCCAGAGGCCUAUUAUUUUGGAACCGGCGAAGAUGUUUCGUUCGGAGACUUCAUGAAGCACCUAGUGCCUGUUUUUAAGGAUCAGGGAAUCAUUAAGAGCAUCGAUAUCAAGUCAGUCAGUGUGGCUGAGGCGGCGAGGGCCAGCAUUGCCGGCACUGACUAUGACCCCGAUGCCCCACCGCCACCGGCGGAUACUUGGGCCAUGCAUAUUGCCAUUAUGUACGGAAUAAACAUGCGCAUCGAGGCGUCAAGAAUGAGGAUGCUUGGUUGGAAGGCAGAGAAGGGUUCCAUCAUUGAUAGCCUCCCGCAAAUAGUGGCCCAGUUACUGGAGCGUGAGAAAUUGGUCGAAAAGAAAUAG
This is a messenger RNA of Colletotrichum orchidophilum, 1083 nucleotides long. RefSeq lists its product as uncharacterized. The coding region runs from base 1 to 1083 and encodes 360 amino acids. NCBI's taxonomy places the organism in Eukaryota, Fungi, Ascomycota, Sordariomycetes, Glomerellales, Glomerellaceae. The transcript is spliced from 2 exons. The record is from RefSeq and is a predicted model, not a curated record.